Alnus glutinosa is the source of this 828-nucleotide messenger RNA. RefSeq lists its product as uncharacterized. The record is from RefSeq and is a predicted model, not a curated record. Lineage: Eukaryota; Viridiplantae; Streptophyta; Magnoliopsida; Fagales; Betulaceae. The coding region runs from base 1 to 828 and encodes 275 amino acids. The transcript has a single exon.
AUGACAGUAAAAUUUUCUUAUAUAUGGUUUGAUUCUUGGCAACCAGAAGGGUAUCUCUUUGAUCGAUAUGGCUAUCGAGCUGUGUAUGAUGCUGGAAGAGCUAUUGGUUCUAAGCUCUCGUCCAUUAUUAGAAAUGGUGAAUGGUAUUGGCCAAGUGCUCGAUCGGACAAUCUAGUAGAUAUUCAAAGCCGUUUUCCGGAGGUUGCUAUUGGUGUAGAAGACAUUCAUGUUUGGAAAGCCAGCAAAGAAGUAUACUCCUGUGCAGAAACUUGGAAUAAACUUAGGGUGAAACUUCCGGAUGUGAAUUGGCAAAAAGUGGUGUGGUUUCCCCAAGCUAUUCCUAGACAUGUCCUUAUACUCUGGUUGGCUCUAAGGGAUGCUUUAGUUACAAAGGAGAAGAUGUGUUCUUGGGGCUUUUCUGGUUCUAGUGCAUGCAUAUUUGGUUAUGGCUGCCAAGAAAACAGGGGACAUCUAUUCUUUGCUUGUAGUUUUAGUCUAUGGGUAUGGCCGGCAGUAGUGUCUAUUUGUCUCAUUCCGAAUCUUCCAGUAGACUGGGAAGAGGUGAUAUGGUGGUUUAUUAAAGAUUUGCAAGGUACAAGUUUGAAAGCUAAUGCAUGCAGAUUAAGCCUUGCUGCAGUUGUGUACCAUCUAUGGUGGCAGAAAAAUGCCCUUCUGCAUGGCAACACGCCUAAAACGGAAGAAGAUAUAGUGAGCCAAAUCAAAUGGCAAGUUGGUUCUAGGCUCCUGGCUAAGGGUUCAAAGCAGUGUACUGGAAAGAACCUUGCACUUGCUUAUAGCUGGAAUCUGCAGGGUCUUAUUCAUUAUUAG